Messenger RNA from Nasonia vitripennis (jewel wasp), 10529 nucleotides. It is a transcript of the gene Sec16, whose product is annotated as protein transport protein Sec16A. The transcript has 24 exons. NCBI's taxonomy places the organism in Eukaryota, Metazoa, Arthropoda, Insecta, Hymenoptera, Pteromalidae. Gene Ontology annotation, biological process: COPII vesicle coat assembly; autophagy; Golgi organization. The record is from RefSeq and is a predicted model, not a curated record. Bases 657 to 7844 code for a protein of 2395 amino acids. Gene Ontology annotation, cellular component: endoplasmic reticulum exit site; ER to Golgi transport vesicle membrane.
UCGCGGAGAGAGAGAGAGAAAAAUCCGUGUGACGUGCACCGCUCCGCUGCUGCUGCCGCUGCCUUUCCCCGUGCAAUGUCCGCGAGUUAGUGCUCUCCUGUGAUUUUCCAUCGAAUCGGGAUAAAACAACUCUCACCCUCGCACUCUCUCUCUCUCUCUCUCUCUCUCUCUCUCUCUCUCUCUUCUCUCCGGAUAUCGAACAAGGUCACGCAAGAAGCGCGCGAGGGGCACCUGCAGCCGCGAGAAGAGUCCGGACGAGCGAUUAUUAACAUGAGCUCCUCAUGAAUGCUAGGAGAGUCGGGUGAGUGUUGGAAACGCCGAGUCUCUUUGUGUGUCUAUGUAUGUAUGUACACAUUUCACGUUCGCGAACGCCACGGAGAAGUCGGCCCGCGCGAGUCUCACAGCUGGUGCAGAAUCCUGGCGGUCAGUGGUGCGGUAGCUGCUGAAUUUUCACGCCAAGAGACGGGCGAUAGUCACGGCAUUAUAUAAUUCGCGGAAAAUCGCGAUCCCCGCGGUUGAGACUCGAGAGAGAGAGCGAGAGAGAGAGAGAAAAGUUGUUCCCCCAGCUGGCUUUAUCUCUCGCGCGCUGCUCUAUAUAAGUAUUCCGUAGAUUUUGUACAGACGUUUCUUUGUAAAGGUGCUAUUUUCACAUUAUUAUGAGUAAUCCCUAUCGUGUUCGGCCAACGAGAUCGAGAGUUGACCCCAGUAUUUCUGGAUAUGGAGUUCACAAUCAAAAGCCUUGGAAUCCAGGCCCUGCUCAGAGGCCGCCAAGUGUUGAUCCCAAUGCAGCAUUUCAACCUCCUCCACUUGCCAAUCCAACAAAACAGGUAGAAGAUUCUUGGGACUGGAAUGUUGAUAACGGUAAUGGCAAUGGCAACGACUCCUGGAACUGGAGCAUUGAACAGUCAGAGGCCCAGGCUCAACAGCAUCACCAACAGCAGCCGCAGCAACAGCCACUGCAGAAUCAGUUCAUCCCACCGUAUACAAAUCAAAAGCAAUCCAUUCCACCUCCCAAUCAAGAGAAUUACUACAAGAAUUUGAAUGGGAACAACAAAGCAGCUGGUCCUCCUAUCAACCAGUAUGGUCCUACUAGCAGGGAAAUUCCCAGGACUGCUCCACCAGUCAGAGAACCUACUCCAAAGCAGCCAGAUUCCUUUCCGCAGUACACAAACUACAGUCAUAAUCAGCAAGUGUCUACGCCUCCUCGUCCUAGUUCUAAUACAUCGUAUUCUGGAUCCGUGGAUCAGUCUCAGUGGCACAAUGAGCAGCAUAGCCAGAGUUUGCCAUUUGCACCACCAAGUCAAGUACAUAACCAAAAACCUCCUCAGCAUCAAGCUCAUCCAACUUCACCACCUCAGCAUCAAACUCACCCAACUCCACCACCUCAGCAUCAUACUCACCCAACUCCUCCGCUUUCGCAGCAUCAGAUCCAUCCAAUUCCACCACCUCAGCAACAUGCCCAUCAAACACCUCCACUUUCUCAACAGCCAACCCAUCAAAAUCAUCCGCCUCCUUCCUCUGUAAACAAUUAUAACUGGUCCAAUACCGAUCAGCAGCAGAGUGUUCCCAUGCAUAAUUGGCAGCAGCAAAACCAUGGUGAAAUUCCUGCAUCUAGCUAUUGGCAGGAACCUACUCCUGCGAAACAAGAUCAUUUUUCUGAAAACAGAAGUAACCAAUGGCCACAACAAAGUCAGCAAGCAUCACAUCAAUUUCAGCAAAGAGUCCCUCAUGCCUAUCCAUCUUCCAAUGCUAUUAACAAUGAUCAACCCAAAUUCUAUAACCCUCAUGAAUCAUCGCAAGAAAAUAAACCCGCUCAAAAUUGGCUUCCGCAAAACGCCCUGAUGUCGAAUCAGUGGUCGAAAAACAAUUCCGAAAAUGUCACGAACGUUUUACCUCGACAGCAAUCGCUACCCUCUAACACGUGGUCACAGGCAGAAGAGGCAAACUCGUUACCUUCCUGGCAGCAGGGUGGUACGGGAGGUAACAUUCCAAACAGUCAGUGGAGGCAGCCAAAGCUACAGCCAGGUGGUUCUCUUGAAGAGUCGGCAUUAUCGGAGAAUAACAAGGGCGAUUGGCAUCAGGUUCACGCGCUACCCUCACAUUUCAACUCGUCGACGACUUCGACAACCUCGGGAUCACUGGCGAACAUGUCUAGCAGUACUGAGCAACUGGAGGAUCGGAAGAGAUCUCUUACUCCGACGACUAGUUGUGCGUCACUCAAUGAAUUUCAAACACAAACUUCCAAUGCAAACCAGGUUAAUGCGGAAAAUAGUGCUGCAUCUAAUGUAGAAAGUUUUCAUCCUCAAAGCAAUGUAGACUUAGAUUGGGGCGAAGAAGCAGAGUGGAACACAGUCACCGAAGUAACUAGCAGUAUAAAUAACAUGAGUCUUAAUCCUCAAUAUAAUCAGCACGUUGAAAACGGACCUCCUCGUAAGGACGAGCAGCCAGCAGCUCAUGCCGUCAAUGAUUGGGGUCGUCAACCGAUACCAGGCUUGAAGUCUGAGAAUAUAGAAAAUACAUCUGAAAACGUACCAAUUUUAACUCAAGAGCACAAUAGCGUAGAAAGUCAAGCAGUGGUAUCUCAGGAGCAGUUUGAAACGCACCAAGCAAGUAGUUCUAAAUCUUCGGAAAACGUAGCUCAGGCAGCCAACUACGACCAGUGGUACAAACAAAAUGUUCGCACGCAGCCGGAGAACGAAUUCUUUGGUGGCGACCGCACCCUCGGCGCCGUCAAGCAGUGGCAGCCCGAGCAAAACGUGGAAAACUACGAGAAUAUUCAACAGCCAUCGGAAUUCGUUAAUCUCGAGGUCGUCGCACCUGAACUGCAAGAAAGGGACAUCUACGGAUCUCGAGACUCGAUUAACAAGGAAACAUUGGACAACGAUCAAGGCCUUCGUCAAACGGCAACCCCGAAAGAAACAGUUAUGCGCGAUUUUAGACAAGAAGUUAGUAACGUGGAGGUGCCUACGGUUCAACAGAUACAGCAACCCAUUCUAACCGAACAGGCGCCCGAUAAUUACGAAUUCGCAUCCAACGACAGAAACACUUUUUUGGAGACAGGCGAGUUAACGGAUCCUCAUUCCCAGGAACACGAACCUAUCCCCCCGAGCCAGGAUGAUGAAAACGAUGAGGUGCCAAAUGAUAUACCAUUUUUACGUGAGGUUCCGGGACAGUCUAGCAAUGUUGAUCCACGUCGAAAUGAUCCUACCGGCCAGGAACAGUACACGCUUGGACCACGGAUGUCCGAUCCUCGAAGGAACGACCCAUCGGGCCAGGAACAGCAGCAGCCUGUAGCACCCACUCGCCCUAAUAUACUUGCUGAUAAAAGAGAUGUGCCCUCAGGACAGGAGCGAGUGAAGCCCGUUUCGCAGCCACCUCUGCCACAGCAACGUAACUCUGAUUUGGAGACUGUCGAGCGGCGUAAUGAUCCGUCAGGUCGUGAACGUUCACUGCCACCGCCUCAGCAAUCGCGUAACGAGCCUUCAGGUGAAGAGCAACGAACCGCAUCGAUCGUGUCGCAGUCAAAUCAACUAGAGCCUGGAGCAGUAAGAGAAAUACCUGGAAGAGGCAAUGAGCCAGAGGAGACUAUCCAGCAGCCUAACAGCGACAUUAGACAGAUACCUGGUGGAGCUUCCUCUAACGAGUCCGUACAAAUUAUGCCCGAUGACAGGACUACUGGGGUCGCUAGAGUUGUCACUGGACUGCAGCAGUCUAAUAUUUCAAGUUCUUUGAGUGUAGCACAAGACUCGUCGAGCGAUAACAGAAGUAAGAGAGAAGAAGCUGUUGGCGCUUCUGUGGCUGAAAGUCAAGUCGGAUCUGGUCCACCGAAUCGUAGAGAUUCAUAUGAGGACGGCGAUGACGAAGGCUCGGGCAAUAGUCGCGAAGGCAGUAGGGACAGACGCAGAGACUCUAGUCCUAAACCAAGGCACCCUCGGUAUGAUUAUAGCAGAAAGGCGGCAUACUACGACCGUGAGCGUGAUUUCGACGAUGAUUAUUACUAUGAUCGCCGACGUGGUCCCGAUUACGCGUAUAAUUCUCGCGAGGAUCUAGACAGACGAGAUACUUCAUACAGAGAUGAUGAUAGGCGUCUUACCAGCCGUGAUAUAGAGACGGAGCGUCUUCUUGUUCGAGAUGAACUAAACAGAAGAGAGGAGAUCGAUGACAGAGAAGGCAGAAGGAGAUUGGACGAUCGCCGACAUGAUAGGUCUGCCGAUCCUAGACGUCUAGACAGAGAACCAAGAGAAUUUGAUUCACGAUAUCCAAGAGAUCCAAGAGAUCCAAGAGAUCCAAGAGAUCCAAGAGAUCCCAGAGAUCCAAGAGAUCGCGAUUACCUUGAUCGCGAUCGCGGCAGGAGGCGUGAAGAUCCAAGAAGACCCAGGAGAUAUCCGGAUUAUGAUCCGCGCGAUAAUCGUGACCAGCGCGAUCCACGAGAAGCUUUUAGGAGAGAUUACUAUGAUGAUCCUUAUGCAAGAAAUUCCCGGCCGUCUAGCAGAUCGUCAUACAAUGAUAGAGAAAGAGAUUUCUAUGUGCGAUCGAGAGACCCGUAUUCAUCUUAUGGUUACAAUAGCUAUCAAGGAUAUGAUUAUGGAUCAAAUUAUAACAGCAAUUACUAUGCAUAUCUUGAGAAUCUACGUAGAACCGAUCCUGCAGCUUAUGCUGAAUGGUAUCAUAAAUACUACCAGCAACAACAGCAACUCACAAGAGGAGUUACAGCCACUUAUCCCGAGGAUAGAGCUAGUGUCCACUCUGGACGAAGUUCCUGCGAUGACAGAGUGUUUACGAAUGCAAAUAUUUACUUCCGUACGCCAAAUAAAGCGUUAUACGUUCCGUGCAUUGGCUGUUCUGGAUGGUCCAAAAGCCCUUUGCGGAGGCGAAAUAUGUUCUGUCGAAAUCCCACUAGGAAUUCUAGUGAUAAACGAAAUUUGACAGAUGUGUCUUUAAUGGAAGAUCAAACUACGGCUUCUUCAAGGUUGACUCCAACUAAAUUCUCAACAGCUCAUACAAAAGGGUCGUUUUCAAUUGGUUCAAUAUUGCAUGUUCAUGCAAGUUAUCCAACUGAUGGAGAAAGAGCUAGAGUGGACAUUUUGAAAGUAGAUAAUCUUAUACCGCAGGAUGCAACUCUACGUGAGCUCCGUUACUACCCCGGACCGCUGAUAAAAGGUGUCACGCAUAAGAGGACUAUCAUCGAAUACUGUGAAAAUAAAAUUAAGAAAGCUUCCACGAACGAAGAUAUUUUCGAAGUUUCAUCCUAUGUUCUUUUAUACGAAUUGAUGAUUAUGUUAAUACAGCAAAAUGGGAACGUCGUUGGUGUGGAUAUUGCUUCCCUUUUGUUAAGAAACAAAGAGGCUUAUCCUUAUGACGUAAGCAAGCCUCCAAAAGAAAAUAUUCGAAGAGAAUCCACCAUAUCGCAGAGAUCUGGUGCAUCUGGUGGUGAUAGGAGCACCGCUGAAGCUGUGCAGUUGCAUGAAAAAGAGGAGCAGCUCAAGUCUCGCAAAACAGUGGAGCAAUUAACCGACGAAUUUAGAAAUACUUUAUUGUAUGGCUUGGUUCAGGAAGCCUUGGAAUUUGCAAUGGUCGAGGGUCUUUGGGGACACGCCCUCUUCUUGGCAAGUAAAUUAGACAAACGCACUCAUGCGUCGGUAAUGGCACGUUUUGCUAAUAGCUUGCCGCCUCAAGAUCCGUUACAGACAUUGUAUCAGCUACACUCAGGCCGUGUUCCUGCAAGCGUAACUUGUGUUUCCGAUUCAAAAUGGGACGACUGGAGACCUCAUCUAGCCAUGAUCAUCUCUAACACAUCAACUAAUCCAGAAAUCAAUCGCCGUUCUGUCUCAAAUCUCGGAGAUACUCUUGCCGCUCGUGGUGACAUUUACGCUGCGCAUUUCUGCUACAUUUUAUCUCAGGCUGAUUUUGGAUCUUACGGCUCAGGCAACAACGUCAAGCUGGUUCUCAUUGGAGCUAACCACCACAAACCUUACUCUGAGUUCUUAAGCACGGAGGCGAUAAUGCUUACAGAGAUCUAUGAAUACGCCCAGAAACUUAGCGGCAGUGAGUCGUUCACUUUGGUUGAGCUGCAAACAUUUAAAUUCAACAUGGCUGUACGAAUGGUGGACUAUGGCUUGAUCGAGAAAGCCUUACUUUAUAUCGAGCAAGUGUCCACGAACAUAGUUAGUGAGCCCGAGAAGUAUAAGCAGUCCUUUAUCAACGACGUUUACGUUCUUGGUGAUCGACUCAAGUACCAUGAUCCAAUCUGCAAGGACUCGGAAGAGGAUGUGGCGAAUUUAGUGUGGUUGAAUAAUCUGGCCGAGAUCGUUGGCAAGUGUGCGAAAGGCGAGAUUGUCCAAGAGAAUAACUAUUACGCUCCGGCUCCCCUAACGGUAGAUACGACAAUGGAUCCCCCCGGAAAUCAGAACAAGUGGGGUAUGCAGAAUGAAUAUAAUACAGAAAAUAUCGCCUCCACGCUGAUGACAGUGCCGGACCAGGACAACUACAACAUGCCAAACUCCGCCAAUGUUCAAGAAGCUUAUGGUCACUCAACCGACAACGAGGUUCAGUACAAUGAUAAUGCGAUGAACGUGAGCCAACAGCAGCAGCAGUACUAUCAGUCCUAUCAGCAGCAGGAUUACUGGGCGACGCAGCAGCAACAACAGCAUCAGUCCUACGAUCAGCAGGACUACACGUCUAUGGAGUACUCGCAGGCGAAUGUCCAAUACGGUGGAGAGCAGCCAACUGUCGAAGAAAUCCAGAACAAGUGGGCUUAUGAGUCGGAAAAAGCGCCGGAAGAGAAGGCUCCAGCGACGGAGAGCAAGGCGAGCGGCGCAGCCGAACAUCAGCAGCAGCAGCAACAGCAGCAACCGAUGGGCAACAUCUCCAUGGGUCCUAGUGGCGGUAAACAGUACGACCCUCUGGAGGAGCUUGAACAGCUGGAACCAUCGAAGUUGGGCUCUAACAAACCUGCCGCUGAAGCCAAGAAGCCUCAAGAAAAGACGGACAACAAAAAGCAGGCCAACGGCGGGGGUUCGUGGUUUGGGGGACUGUUCAGCAAACUGGCGCCAAAGCCUAAGAAUCAGAUGAUUCUGCCGGAUGACAGCAACCCAGCGAUCGUUUGGGACCCAGUAGCGAAGAAAUGGACGAACAAGGAGGAAGAGGAUGGUGGCGGUGCGGCACCAUUGGCUCCACCACCAAAAAUGUCGGAGCUAACUGGCUUCAAACCAGCUGCUCAGACUCCCGCAGCAAUCCCACAAAAUACGCCCGCGGGUCCACCUUCCCUGGGUGGUGAAGCCCCUGCCAACCCAGCCGAGGAGACGCUUGGUGGUCUGAACGCCUCGAAGAUGAUAGCCGGCGGUGGUGGAAACAUGUACAAGCUAGCGAAAAACCGCAGCACGCGCGCAAAAUACAUAGACGUGAUGAAUCCAGGCGGAAACAAGGCUGGCGGCCCUGGUGCUGCUCCACCUCCAGCACCGCUGGCCGUGCCGACACCCGUCGGAUCACCAGCCAUGCCCAUGGCUGCCUCUUCACCGCAAUACUUCAUGCCUGCACCUGUUAACGAUCCGAAUGCACCUGUCAACUUUUUAACUCCGUUGUCGAACGCUGCCCCGCAGACGAAUGAAAACUCGCAAGCGCUCUCGCGCUGGAGCUCGACCAGCUCGCUAUCACGAGAGGUUCAGAGCUAUACAAUGAGGGAUCCGCGGCUUCUCCAGCGGGACAAGCGCAAAAGUUCACUUCGACAAUCUAAUCUUUCGAAACUCCAUCCAGGGACCAAUGAUGUACAAUCCCGUGAACUUGAAGGAUCGAUCGCAGAAGACUACUCAGGCCCGCAGCAGAUAUCCGCCGCGAUAAGUGGCUAACGGAUCGAAGAGGAAUCAGCUGUUCCGGAGAAGUACACACAACGCGUAAAAGCUCACUGCCGCCGGAAAGAAUCGCGCGCGAUUCCGAUGGUGUCCGAGACUGCGUGCGAGAUGACAUUUUUUACGUAGGCGAGGCGCUAUAUAUAAAUAUUUCAUUACUAUUAUUAUAUAGAGUAGAUAGUAAGUGUAGAUAGGCGGGGACGUACGUUUCCUUCGUUGAAGUGCAAAUACUUUGUCGGAUUGUUGAUGAAAUACUGGAAGGGACCUUUUAAUCUCGUGUAUAAUGUUUUUUUCUGUGUCCUGCAUUUUUCUGCUUAUUUUUUUUAAACGCGUGUUCAAUUCAGCGACGUUACAAAUGCGUCGCGAGUGUGAUUCCGGGUUGUUUAUUUGUCUUUUCUUUCUCUGUAUCGUCUUUUUUUUUGCUCGUCUUCUCAUUCUUCAUUCCUGUUAACCGAUAGUACAAUUACAUAUAUUUUUUGUUUCUUUCUUAUGCAUAUAUACUUGAACUGUAUGUGUUGGUAUAAAAAGACGUGCGCGCAUUCACGCAAACCUACACAUAUACUAAAAUAUACAUGUGAUGGGGAGGGAGCGCGACGACAUCGGUGUUAUCGUAAUCAUUAGAUAGAAUAUUGAUAAUGCGAGGGAGAGGUGCCGAACGAAUCCAUAAUAUCGAUUAUAUCGAGGCAUACGCAUUAAGGUGUCACAGAUUUGUUAUAUAUUCGAAACGCGGCUUGGACGCGGACUUAUAUUGCGUGUGAAAGUCUGAUUUUAUAUAUAUACGAUGACCGGUCUGAGGAGCAAAUCACCGUCGAUUCCAUUAUAUGAUGUAGUAGUGAGAUGAAUAGUUGUCGAUUUGACUGAUGCGGAUUGCCCUGUGGUGCAUAGUGACUAUGAUUUGUUGGAGAAAUUGAAAUGCUCAGGAGAGUCAAAACCUUCAAAGAUUUUUUUUCGGUUAGUACAAUAAAGUAAGCAGAUGUAAUGGGUGAUCGCUUGUAUUACAUAACAUUCUAUACGGUCGGUAACAUCUGACUUUCACAUCCUUCUAUAAAUUCCAUUGAUUCGAGAAUCAAAAAUAUUGGCAUUACGUUUGCAUUACAGUUAUAUAAUCUUAGUUUGUAGUCUGGAUAACUUUGUAUACGUCAUCACGUUGACAAAUUUCUUUCUAAGGUACACUGGUUAUUUGUGUGACGCAAAGUGAGCAAACUCGUUGCACUAAUGCGAGUAUAUAGAAUCACGAUUCGUUCGGAAAAUACGUCACUGACAAUCACGUACUUUUUGAACGACCGAAAAUAUUGUUUUUAUGGCGAUUUACUACAUAAAUCGGAACUUUAUCGUCUCCACAUAUAUUACUUUCAUAAUAGUCUUAGGCAAAAUGAAUAAGAACAGUCUUAUUUGAAAAUUGUUAUUAUUCCACUUAUUAUUUUCGAUAUUAUUGUACAAUUUAUAUAGUUACUUUGAGUGAUCUAUUUGACAUAAUAAUGUACAUGCGAAUGAAAACACUUGCGAGGAGGUUAUACUUUAUGGGAAUUGAGAACUUUAUAUGUAUAUUAGCGAGAUAAAUAUGAGAGCGAGAGAGCAAGAGAGUGAGAAUAUGGAAUCUACAACAUUCAUUGUCCUUUUGGUUACUUGAAGUUUUAUUUUAUUAUCAUCACUUUACAUGCAUAGGAUAUAACGGAACAUCAUUGUAAAUAAAUAAGUAGAUAGAUUUCCUUGCAACUUUCUUGGCAUAAUCGAGCGAUUAAACAUCUAUAAAGUAAUGGACAGCAUUAUAUAGACAACUUGUUACUCGAUUUUGAUGAAGAAACUUUUUGAUAUAACAUAGGUAUUUCAAAAAAUAAUUGAGAGAGCGAGUUUUUUUAGAGUUUGACUUUGGGUAAAAACUAGGUUGCAGAAGAAUUAGAAACAGUUACGUUACAUUAUGUGUUUAAAUAUUUCUUUGGCGCACUUACCGUCACUUUUUUGUCUUGUUAAAUUGCGUGUAGAAUUGUAAAUAUAGCGAAGAUAUAAAUUUUUAAAAGAACACUGUGAGGUCUAAAAAUUGGCUUUUUAAUUAUCAUUCAAUAUGGAUUGAUUGUUCACAAUUUAUUUAAUAAUCUUUGUGCAGUAAUGAAUAAAUAUAUAUACAUAAAAAUAUCAAUGAAAGAAAUAUAAAAGAUGAAUUUUUUAGGCGCGUCAUUAGCUGUGCAAAGUAAUUGCAUAAUAUCGUCAUUUAAUCUCGUAUUGUUUAUUACUCUCAAAGCUGAAUGUAAAUGAGAUUGGCGACCGUUGCAGGCGGUCUUGGCGCAAAGACGGAACUGUAUUCAAUAUAGAAAAGCUGAAAACCAUAGGAGAAAUGCAAUCGUUCUGCACGAGCUCCGUCAAGAAGCUCGAGUUGUAUAAGUGAUAUAUAGGAAAGAGUCAAGAAAGAUAAAAACAGAUCAUUCUGGUGUUGCGUGACGUUAAAGUUGAUCUGAAGUAUUAUAUUGAACUGUAUGUUAUGUAUAGGGAUGGUUUUAUAUAAGCGAUAUACUUCGGCUUGAGAUGUAUCAUAUAUUAUACAGGAUGUUACGAAUAAACAAUGGAAUAGUCGACUGUGCCCGUGGCGGAGCAACGCUCGCAGGCACGAUUCGGCCGAGAGUCGCGAGCAUCAGUUAUUAUAACUAUCUGUACGAUUCCUGAAUAAAAGCUAAAUUAAAGAGAUAUAAA